Dipodomys ordii (Ord's kangaroo rat) is the source of this 2747-nucleotide messenger RNA. It is a transcript of the gene Slc8b1, whose product is annotated as solute carrier family 8 (sodium/lithium/calcium exchanger), member B1. Gene Ontology annotation, molecular function: calcium:sodium antiporter activity. The record is from RefSeq and is a predicted model, not a curated record. Gene Ontology annotation, cellular component: membrane. Bases 560 to 2218 code for a protein of 552 amino acids. Lineage: Eukaryota; Metazoa; Chordata; Mammalia; Rodentia; Heteromyidae. Gene Ontology annotation, biological process: calcium export from the mitochondrion; intracellular calcium ion homeostasis. The transcript is spliced from 14 exons.
GGGCGGCCGUGCUGGCGGAUCCGCGGCCCCGGAAGGUCGCGCCAUCGGCGGGGACCGAAGGAAGGGAGGCCGCGAGGCCCGGCGGGUGGAGGCUCGGAGUUGGCAGAUCCGGCGCUGGCCCGAGGUAAGAGGGAGGCUUCGCUCCCCCAACCCCCUGCGCCGCCAGCCUGGGACCCAACUUCAGCUCCUCAGCCGGGUCCCGACGGGGGAGCGCGCGGACGGGGCCGCGGGGCCGCGCCCCCCGCACCCCGGGACGCCCCUGGCUUCGGAUCGGGCCUGCGCCCCUUCCCAGGCGCCUGGCUCCGGCACGUGCACGCUCGCAGGAGGCGCCGCGGACGCCACGGGCGGCCCGUGAGUGGCUGCCGUGCCCAUUUCACAGAUGAGGCCCCGAGACGCCCAGUGACCUCCCCGAGGCUGCACAGCGCCGAGCGCCCGGGACCCCUGCGCUCCCCCACCGUGAGUGGGGGCCAAGGGACACUGCACCCCGCCCCCCCACAGAGCUAGAGCCGCCUGGCCCGGAGAAAGGAAAGCCCGGGGUGAGGGUCAGGCCCCGGGGCCGAUGGCUAGCAGAUGGCUGGACCCUCUGGGGAUGAAGGCAGCAUCUGGGACAGGAGACCUGUCAACAAGCGUCCAUAUUGGUUCCCAGUUUCCAGGCUCAGGUGUGAACCAGACCCCCAUGGCAGACUGUCGCGCUGUGUGCACGCUGAACGUGUCUGAGCGCUGCAGGUUCAUCCGGACCAACCCCGACUGCCGCACGGAGGGCGGCUACCUGGACUACUUGGAAGGCCUCUUCUGCCACUUCCCUCCAGGCCUCCUCCCUCUGGCUGUCACCCUCCACGUGCUCUGGCUUCUCUACCUGUUCCUCAUCCUGGGAGUGACGGCGGCGAAGUUUUUCUGUCCUAACCUGUCGGCCAUUUCCACCACCCUCAAGCUGUCCCACAACGUGGCAGGUGUCACUUUCCUGGCGUUCGGGAAUGGAGCCCCCGAUGUCUUCAGUGCCCUGGUGGCCUUCGCAGACCCGCGCACUGCCAGCCUGGCCAUCGGCGCUCUCUUUGGUGCAGGGGUGCUGGUCACCACCGUGGUGGCCGGGGGCAUCACCAUCCUGCGCCCCUUCACGGCCGCGUCCAGGCCGUUCCUCAGGGACAUCACCUUCUACAUGGCGGCUGUGUUCCUGACCUUCACUGCGCUGUACCACGGCAGGGUCACGCUGCUGUGGGCCCUGGGCUACCUGGGCCUCUACGUGUUCUAUGUGCUCACUGUGAUCCUCUGCACCUGGAUUUAUCAACGGCAGCGGAGAAGGUCCCUGGUCUACUCCAUGCCAGGAACUCCCGAACUGUCAGAUUCAGAGGAUGAUCGGGUGUCAUCCAACACCAACAGUUACGACUACGGUGAAGAGUACCGGCCGCUGUUCACGUACCAGAAUAGCACGGCCCAGGUCCUGGCGGAGGCCCUGAGCCCGCUGGACUCUCAGAAGUGGAGAAACCAGUCAGUGUCCUGGAGACUGCUCAAGGUGCUCAAGCUGCCCGUGGAGGUCCUCCUGCUCCUCACCGUGCCCGUAGUGGACCCGGACAGAGAUGACCGGAACUGGAAACGGCCCCUCAACUGUCUGCAGCUGGUCAUCAGCCCCCUGGUCCUGGUCCUGACCCUGCAGUCCGGAGCCUACGCUGUGUAUGAGAUCGGCGGGCUCGUCCCCGUCUGGGCCGUGGUGGUGAUUGUGGGCACAGGCUUGGCCACAGUGACCUUCUUUGCCACUUCCAACAGUGAGCCCCCCAGACUGCACUGGGUGAGGGUCCCAGCCUGUGGGUUGGGAGAGGGGGUGCGGGGUGGGGGGCUGGGCACAGGUGCCCAUGGGCAUCUCCAGGAGGCUUGUCAAGGGGUCAUUAGCAACCAUGGCAAGGGUACCUUCAAUUUGGGGAUUUGUCCCAAGUUUUAUUUUCCGGGUGGGGCCCGGGGUCCCCUCUGGCCCCGCCCGGUGGGCAGCGGUGGACUGCAGCAAGCCAGCCUCUCCCUUUCCCUGCAGCUGGAGCCGGACGGACUGCUGGUGUGGGUGCUGGCCGGCGCCCUGGGGCUCAGCCUCGUCCUCUCCCUGGUCUCCGUCCCGCUGCAAUGCUUCCAGCUCAGCAAGGGCUACGGCUGCUGCCUGCUCCUGUUCUACAGCAGCUUCCUGGUCGUGGCUCUCCUCACCGAGUUCGGGGUGAUUCAUCUGAAGGGCAUGUGACCGAUGCUGCCUGGAGGUGUGCAGGGGCACAGACUCCUGGGGUAGCUAGAUGGGGUGACUGUGUACCUCGGCUGAGCCCUGGCAGCCGGGGCCCUGGAGGCUGGCUCUGCCGGGGAUGUGAUGUCAGAGCCCUCGGCACCCCAGGGCAGCCCUGCCCGGCCCUCCUCGCUGGGCAAAGGGCUGAUGUGAGCCACUGAGCUGUCCCAUAUUGAGUGUCCCAGUGGCCACGUUAAGAAACCCAAGAUGGAGGUGGAAUGAAUGGCAACCUGUUAUUGAACCCCGGGUGUCCAAAACACUCAGCUGCGCCCCUGCCUCGGGAAUGGCCGCCACCAUGGACAGCGGCUGCGGACCCGGCCCUCUGGACCUGUGCACAGCAGAGCCUACCUGGGAAAGGAGAGGCCCCAGGGCCUUCCCAGGGUGGAUGGCCGGGCCUCGAUGUUUAAAGAAGCAGUGUGUUUGCCUUCUGCAGUCAAGGGGUUCGACUGUCCUCCAACCCCGGCAAAUAAAAGAAGAUGCAGUGCUUCAAGUA